This is a messenger RNA of Harpegnathos saltator (Jerdon's jumping ant), 1590 nucleotides long. Its product is annotated as odorant receptor 67a. Gene Ontology annotation, cellular component: plasma membrane. Gene Ontology annotation, biological process: sensory perception of smell; detection of chemical stimulus involved in sensory perception of smell. Bases 255 to 1472 code for a protein of 405 amino acids. Gene Ontology annotation, molecular function: olfactory receptor activity; odorant binding. NCBI's taxonomy places the organism in Eukaryota, Metazoa, Arthropoda, Insecta, Hymenoptera, Formicidae. The record is from RefSeq and is a predicted model, not a curated record. The transcript has 5 exons.
UCUGUCCAACUGUUAUCCCACAGCGCUUGCGUAAACGCUGAAAUUAUAGAUAUUUUCCUUCCCGUAGAGAAAAAAGUAGUGACGAUUCUAGAAGAUAACCCUUACACAAUGUUACUGUUGCGAGCAAACUUUCUGCACGCAGGCGCCCACGGUUAACUCUCGGAGAUCGCGUGCAGCUCUUGCAGUCGGAAUCGAAAGCACAGUGCGAUCGAGCAAUUAAGGAGCAAAAAUUAGGAAUAAAAAGAAACGCGCGGAUGUCGUCGGUCGACCGUCACACGUUAGUUCGAAACAUCAAUUACAGAUCCGACGCGGAGUACGUGGUGAAGGUCGCAAAAUUUCUCUUAACACCUGUCGGUAUCUGGCCUCUCUACGGAGAUGGCUCCACGUUCAGUAGAGUCAGGACUGUUUUCCAGACGAGCUUCAUAUUCAGCUUGAUGUGCUUUCUGCUCGUUCCGCAUAUCAUCUACACCUUCUUCGACGCGGAGAACCUGACCAGAUACAUGAAGGUGAUAGCCGCUCAGGUGUUCAGUCUGCUCGGCAUCAUCAAAUUCUGGACGAUGAUCAUCAACAAGAACAAGAUCAAGCGCUGCUUGCAGCAGAUGGAGAUACAAUACAGGGACGUGGAGUGCGAGGAAGAUCGAAUGGUGAUGGUCCGAAACGCCAAGGUUGGCAGGCAGUUCACAGUGAUGUAUUUAGGAUUGUUAUACGGCGGAGCGUUGCCUUAUCACAUAAUUAUGCCAUUGGUGGCGGAGAGAAUCGUCAAGGAGGACAACACGACGCAGUUGCCAUUGCCAUACCUCAGCGACUACAUCUUCUUCGUGGUGGAGAACUCGCCGUUCUACGAGAUCCUCUUUGUCACACAGAUCCUCUUCAGUACCAUCAUCCUGUCUACAAACUGCGGUGUUUACAGCCUAAUCGCCACCUGCGUGAUGCACGCCUGCUGCUUGUUCGAGAUUACGCGUAGGCAAUUGGAAGCGAUAGUCAUGAAUGGGACCGACGACUUGCACGAACGAUUUGGCCGGAUAAUUACGCAGCACAUGCAAGCUCUCAGAUUUGCCGAAAUGAUCGAAAAUUCAUUAAACAUCAUCUUUCUGUCGGAAGUGGUUGGAUGCACCAUUAUCAUAUGUUUCCUCGAGUACGGAGUCUUUAAGGAAUGGGAAGAUAACCAAAUGUUCGGUAUGGUCAUAUAUACAAUUUUAAUGGUGUCCAUUCUGGUGAACAUCUUCACCUUGUCAUCAAUCGGCGAUCGUCUUAAGGAAGAAAGCGAAAAGAUCGGAGAAACGUCGUACUUCAUCGAUUGGUAUACAUUACCCGCCAAAAACGUGAGCAAUUUAAUAAUGGUGAUGAUCAGGUCGAGUCGUCCGUCGGCCUUAACUGCCGGUAAGAUGUUUGACAUCUCACUUCAAGGUUUCUGCGACGUAUGCAAAACAUCAGCGGCGUACUUCAAUUUCAUUCGAAUGGUAGCGGCGUAAGGCGUCACUUGAAUUAAACAUUGAACUUGAAUUAAAAUUGAAAUAUCGACUGUUUUGCUCAUAUAACAUAUUAAUUUCUUACUUUCACUCAAUCACAAAUACAACACCCAUCAUCUCA